Didymella exigua CBS 183.55 is the source of this 1185-nucleotide messenger RNA. RefSeq lists its product as uncharacterized. The annotation marks the transcript as partial. The transcript is spliced from 3 exons. The record is from RefSeq and is a predicted model, not a curated record. Lineage: Eukaryota; Fungi; Ascomycota; Dothideomycetes; Pleosporales; Didymellaceae.
GCCUUGCAAAAACGUUUUCCAGAUCCAAUACCACCAGAGGCAACGACCCGCACAUCACCACCAACGCGACAGAGUCUGUCGACGGAGGGAGGCUUCUUAGAGGCAUGGGCGCAAGGCUACUAUGCGGGAAGCCUCGUAAUUUUGAUCCUAAUCGUCUUCUGCAACUAUCGACGUGGAAGAUGGUUGCACAAGCUCAUCUUGCUUGAACUUGUUCUCGCCCUAUGGCACGGAACCUUCAUCUUCGUCAAAGACCCGUACUACGGCUGGUACCUCUCAGCAACAGCAACCUUACUCUUCAUCUCGUACUUCCUCCACAACGUUGUCGCCUGGCUCAAGAUUCAGCCAUUCCUCCCUCAGUGGGGCUCUCGUCUAUUCAUCUUCUCGCUGCUCUGCGUUCAGCCAUUCUGGAUUGCCGAGGCCUGGUCAAACUUUUCCUACUUCAACGGUUUAGGCUCAGAUGUGAAUGUUCGGAUGCGCCCAUGGGAGGCUCUCGUCCGCGAUCCAUGGUGGAUCUUUACUACAUGGAAGUUGAUUGAUGCAAUUAAGAAGACAUAUGAAAUCGAGAUCUGGACGCUCGUUCGCACCAACUCGAGAUUCGGCAUCAUGUUGCUCUGCAUGCUUCUGUCCAUAGGCUUCCUCCUUACCGACGCUGCUGUCUCGGCCGCCCGUGUAACAGCCAGCAGUGGCAUUAACCCAUACUGGCGCUUUGCUCUCGUCUUCAAAUGCGCCUCUGAUACCAUCUUUCUCGACGACUUCAAGUCCGUACUCGACGGAAUUGUCCUCCACAAGUUCAGCUCCGCAAAUGGCACUAUACACCAUAGAUCCAAUGUUGGAUUAAGUAGUAGUCAUGAUGUGCGCAAGCGAUCACAUUCAUCUCGUGGUGAUGAGUUCCUCGAACGCACCUCUCUUGAACAAUCGCCCAGUCUAUCGAAGGGUUCCGCGCCCGAGUCCAGGCCUGUGAAGUCGCGUUUUCUGAAUCUGUUCACAGCCAAGAGAAACAAGGCGGACACCCCAGGGAUACAUGUCGAGCAGGAGAUGUCUAUUGCCCCGGAUAAGAGGCAGACUAGUCAUGAUAGCUGGAACAACGAGAGUCCCACUUUACCCAAGCCGGCCCACACAAUCUACAACGACGGCCGGGGCGCCAGUGGGAGUGACAGAAGCUUGUUGAUUGGCAGAUUGGUGUGA